AAAAUCAUCUCUAAAGUCACUUAGGCAGUGAGCACUGGAGAAGGGACAGGAACCUAACUGGAAUAGACAAGGUAACUGCUGUACCUCAGCUGUGAGCCCUGUUUUGAGCCAGAGCCCCACAAAGGAUAGACACACACACACACACACACACACACACACACACACACACACAGAAGAGCCAGGCACAAGACACAGAAACAUCAGCAAAUACUAAGUUACUAUAGUGUACCAGCACUGUUCUAGACACACAUACGGCAGUGACUCUGCCCACAGGGAACUCACAAGGACCACAGGGGUCCAAAAGCUAGGAUAUGAGAGUGGGAAGUAUCUGGGUGAAGGUGAGAGGUGCACCUAAAUUGAGGCCUAGAUGCCCACAGAAGGGAGGACCUGAGGAGCAGCCUCCUGAUGGUGAAAUGAGCAAAGCUGAGACCAGAAGGAACUGGGCGUCUUCAAGAAAAAGAGCAAGAAUAUAGCAGUGGAGGGAGUGACAGCAGAUGGGGCAGGAGGAGGUGCGGGCGGUCUGAGACUUCAUUCUGGCUUUAGCCCAGAAGCUUUGCAACAGGGGCAGAUUAAUUCGACCAAGUGUCAGAUUCUGAGAUGAGGGCUUCAGUCUAGCUAGUCAGAAUCCUAGAGACAGAAGACCGGAGGGUGGAGAGGAGGGUAGGCAGCUGUUACAUAGUGGGUGCAGAGUUCCAGUUUUCAGCAUGAUAAAGUCUUCCAGAGCUGGAUGGUAAUGGUGGUGAAUGUCCUUAAUGCCACAGAGCUGAACACUUAGUAAUGUUUGGGAGAGCAAAUUUGAAAUGUGCAGUUAGCCUUCCAAUCUGCAGGUUCCACAUCUGUGAAUUCAACUGACUUUGGAUUGAAAAAUAUUUGGGUAAUAGUGUCUGUACUAAACAUGUACAGCCAUUUUUCUUUGUCAUUAUUUUCUAAACAAUACAGUAAAGCAGCGGUUUACUUGGUAUUUACAUUAGAUUCUGUUAUAAGCAUGCUACAGAUGCAAGGUGUGUGGGAGGACUGUGCAGGUAAUCCGCAGAUACUACUUCAUUGUAUAUAAGGGACUUGAACAUCCAUGGAUUUUUGGUAUCCACAGUGAUCUUUUACCACAAUUUUUUUAAAUUUUGGAGAAAAAAGCCGCUCUGGCUGCUAUAAGAGGUUGAAAGUUGAGCCAAGGAGGCCAGCAGUCAAAGAGGGUGACCCAUGCCACCCCCUGGCAGCGGAUGCUCCCGGAGCAGGCCAGGAAUCAGGAGGACUUGCCAGGAUCUGUGAGGAACCGGCCCCACUCUGGCCAGUGGCUGCCCAGUGAAUGUGAAGGAAAGAAGAGAGAUAGGUCAGCUCCCGAUUGCUAAACCUUGUUCCUGAGCCUCAGCGAACAUAGAUCUUAGAAUACUGAGGUGGACACCCUGGGAGAGAUGCACCCACCUUUGGGCAGAGCAGACUGAGGUGUGGGUGGGGACAAGGAAUGGAAGUUGGAGGCAGGAGAGACACCCUUGGGACUGGAACUGGGAAGGAAACUUGAAAAGAGAUAGCAGUUAAACCCUGAGCUCCAUGCUGCUGACAUUUAGAGGCCCCUCAGGAGAGAGCCGGAGUGAGAGAGAAGAUGGUGACAACCAAUCCCCACUGUUGACCUAGGAAGAAGCCAUGUGCAGGGAAUGUGAGAACAGAGACCUGCAGAGUGGCAGAGGAGGGAAAAGGGCGAGCAAGUAGGAAGAAAUGAGAGCACAGAAUUUUUCUGGGCAGGGGCCAAGAAAGCAGGCAAUGGGGUAUGCACAGUCAGCCAGACACACUGUUGAGAUAAGCAGUGUCACAAGUGGGGAUCGGGUAGGCACGCUGUGACACAGUAACACGCCGGGACUGAGUACCCUUCACACACGGAACCACAGCCAUGUCUGUUAAGCACAGGCGUACCCUGGCUGUAGACCCUACUGACCUAGUUUCUAGAGGCUCGCCCCCCCCAUAGAGACCUUUAUGGGGUGAAGAAUGGGCACAGGGAAAGAGUUUGGGGCCAGUGGACAAGUGGAAGCAGCCUGUCCUGGCAGUGAGAGCCCAUGGCCAUGCCUGAGGCCUUAUUUCUAAGGUAAACGGAGGUUUUGCCCCUUAAUUUCUGUUUCCAGCACUGGCACCCCACAACCACGUGGAAAAGUAGGGGAGGAGUACAAAGUGUGGGAGAGGUGGCUUCUCUACAAGGGCUGGACUGCCCUCUCCCAUGAUGGGUAUCAGGGCUCCCUGGGGAGGGUUCUGCUGGGCAGCCAGCCCAAAUUAGGAGGUGGGGGUGGAAGGGGCAGGGAGACACCUAGCGGGAGCCUGACUACCUUCCCCCAUCUUCUGUGAUACCUGCAUCUCAGCCUGACCCACGCUCCACCCGCUUGUUCUGCUUUCUCCUGAAGUUUUCUGCAGUGCCCCCAGGGGUCAGAGGUCAGGGACCCAUGAAGUUCCCAGAGAAGGAAAUCACCACUUAGCCCAACCCAGGCUUCUAUACCUUGCUUUUUUCUGGCCACUGGUACCCAGGAAAUGAGGUGAGCUUGACAGGCCUUGUAGAGGGGGCUGGCUUCUGUCAAUAUUUGUUGACUGAUGAACAAAUUGAUUAAGUUUGAAUGUCCAGCCCUCUGAGCACUAAGGGGUGGGGUGUGUCCUGCAGGGCAGGAACUGGGAUUGAGUUACAGUGAGCAGAGCCUGGCCCCUUGCCAGGCCCAGCACUGUCCACAGCCAGGGCAAAGGCACAGGAGCAGUUUCCAGCAGGUAGGCCUGAGCAAGAGGGGCUGGAAACCCGAACCAGUGGGGAGGGGAGGGCUGCUCCAGGCCCGGGUGGGAAGCACAGAGUCCCAGGCUCAGCACUGCAGAGCAGAGGCUGACAGAACCUGGGGACAGCGAGCAGCCCGGCAGGGGCAGCCCAGGCCAGGGUGUUACUGCUGUUGAUAGGACAGGGCUACAGUGCAUCAGGGAGAGGAGAGGAGUGGCCACCACACCAGGGCCAUCUGAGACACCCAGAAGUUGACUUCUGCAUCUACUCAGCCAAGCAACAGCAAGAAGAGAAAGUUGCUGCUGGCAGAAUUCGAGAUGAACAUUAACAAAGACCUCCCAGCCAUCGACAGCCAAAGAGAGCUCCACAUAUGGAUCAUUGAGAACCUGAAGAUGGUGCCAGUACCUGAGAGGGCUUAUGGGAACUUCUUUGAGGAGCACUGCUAUAUCAUCCUCCACGUUCUCCAGAGUCCAAAAGGCACAAAGGAAGUAUCUAGAAACCUACACUACUGGAUUGGGAAGGAGGCAGGUGUGGAGACCCAGGGAGCUGCAGAUGCCUUCAUGCAACGCCUGCAAGAGGCACUGGGUGGCCAGAUGGUGCAGCAUCGAGAAACACAGGGCCAUGAGUCUGACUGUUUCCACAGCUAUUUCCACCGUGGAGUCAUCUACAGGAAGGGAAGCCCAGGACCUGACCUCAAGCAUGUGGAGACCAACCUGUACAACAUCCAGAGACUGCUGCACAUCAUAGGGAGGAAGCAUGUGUCUGCUACCGAGGUGGAGCUGUCCUGGAGCAGCUUUAAUAAAGGUGAUAUCUUCCUGUUGGACCUGGGCAAAGUGAUGAUCCAGUGGAAUGGACCAGAGACCAGCAUUUCCGAGAAGUCUCGGGGGCUGGCCUUAACCUGCAACAUCCGGGACAGGGAGCGUGGUGGUCGUGCACAGAUUGGUAUGGUGAACGAAGAGGUUGAAGCCAGUGACCUCAUGCAGAUUAUGGAAGCUGUGCUGGGCUGCCGAGUUGGCAGCCUGCAGGCUGCUAUGCCCAACAAGACUGUCAACCAGCUGCAGAAGGCCAAUGUACGACUCUACCAUAUCUAUGAGAGGGGCAAGGACCUGGUGGUCCAGGAAUUGGCGACCUGCCCACUGACCCAGGACCUACUGCAGCAGACGGACUGCUAUAUACUGGACCAGUGUGGCUUCAAGAUCUACGUAUGGCAGGGACGCAAGUCCAGCCUCCAAGAGAAAAAGGCAGCCUUUAGCAGGGCUGUGGGCUUCAUCAAGGCCAAGGGCUACCCAACCCACACUAGUGUGGAGGUGGUGAACGAUGGCGCUGAGUCGGCCGCGUUCAUGCAGCUCUUCCAGGUGUGGUCUAAGGAUCAGGGCAGGAAAAAGCCUGGCGAGACUGGUAAAUUGAUUCAGGUAAAGCUGAAUGUGGGAAAGCUCUACAGCCAGCCUGAGCUAGCAGCGCAACUCAGGAUGGUGGACGAUGGCUCUGGGAAGGUGGAGGGCCACCAGGCCACAGCAGAUGAGACCAAGGCCCUGAUCUGCAACGCCGAGGAGCUGGACCUCAUGCACCAGGGAGCCCUGGUGCAGGUGCAUGUGACCAUGGGCAGUGAGCCCCCGCACUUCCUUGCCAUCUUCCAGGGUCAGCUGGUGGUCUUCCAGGAGAUUGCUGGAGACAACGGGAGGGGGAAGCCAGGACCUGCCACAAGGCUCUUCCAUGUACAAGGCACUGAGAGCCACAACACCAAGACUGUAGAGGUGCCAGCCCGUGCCUCAUCCCUCAGCUCCAGUGACAUCUUCAUGCUGAUCACAGCUGAUACCUGCUACCUCUGGUUUGGAAAGGGCUGUAACGGUGACCAACGUGAGAUGGCGCGGAUGGUGGUAACUGUCAUCUCCGGGAAUAACACGGAAACUGUCCUGGAGGGUCAGGAGCCUCCCCACUUCUGGGAGGUGCUUAGAGGCCAGGCCCCCUACUCCAACAAGAGGCUCCAGUCUGGGGAGGCCUCCAGUCUCCAGCCACGACUGUUUGAGUGUUCCAGCGAGAGGGGCUUCCUGGUCCUCACGGAAGUGGUGUUCUUUGGCCAAAAGGACCUGGACAAGUAUGACAUCAUGUUAUUGGACACCUGGCAGGAGGUCUUCCUGUGGCUUGGAGAAGCUGCAGGUGAGUGGAAGAAAGAGGUGGUGGCCUGGGGCCGGGAGUACCUGAAGAACCAUCCAGCAGAAAGGAGCCUGGCUACACCCAUUGUGCUGGUCAAGCAGGGCCAUGAGCCUCCCACCUUCACAGGAUGGUUCUUCACUUGGGACCCCUACAAGUGGAUGAGCAACCAGGCCUAUGAAGAAGUGAUGGAGGGCAGCCUGGGAACAGGGUCUGCCAUCUCUGAGAUAACAGCAGAAAUCAACAACUUCCAGCCAUCCCAAUGGCGGGGCAAUAGGAGGGCAGGUCCCUCGGCCUUGCUGGCCCUCAAGGGCUCCCAGGACAGCUCACAGAAGGAACUGGAGUUGGGCCCCAGUGCGAGUACCAGGAUCACCAGCACCAGGACAAGUGCCAGCAGCUGUGUCAGUGACACCAGCUCACCAGUCAGUGGGAAUCUGCCCCAGGAACGGCUGAUGCACCAGGCUGCUGAGGACCUGCCUCCAGGUGUGGACCCUGCCUGCAAGGAGUUCUAUCUGUCCGAUUCUGACUUCCAAGACAUCUUUGGAAAAUCCAAGGAAGAGUUCUACAGCAUGGCCAAGUGGAAGCAGCAGCAGGAAAAAAAGAAGCUGGGUUUCUUCUGAGCCCUGGGGAGAACCUGCUCCCCGCCCCACUUAGAGCUCCCAUCUUCCUUGUCAAUAAAAGCUGGUGGCCUGCACCAGGCAUGGUA
Messenger RNA from Fukomys damarensis (Damara mole-rat), 5594 nucleotides. It is a transcript of the gene Vill, whose product is annotated as villin like. Gene Ontology annotation, molecular function: phosphatidylinositol-4,5-bisphosphate binding; actin filament binding. Gene Ontology annotation, biological process: barbed-end actin filament capping; actin filament severing; cytoskeleton organization. The transcript has 20 exons. Gene Ontology annotation, cellular component: actin cytoskeleton; cytoplasm. The record is from RefSeq and is a predicted model, not a curated record. NCBI's taxonomy places the organism in Eukaryota, Metazoa, Chordata, Mammalia, Rodentia, Bathyergidae. The coding region runs from base 3055 to 5508 and encodes 817 amino acids.